CUAUGGAGCUCUACCCUCCUGUCCUAACCUAACUCCUUUUGACUUUGGUAGCUGUCAAGUCUGUUUAUUAUUUUGGAUCCAUAAUCCAUAUUCAGUUUUUGGACCUGCUUGGAGAAAUUUGAUAAGGUUAUGUUUACUGUGGAUAGAUGGGAAGCAAUAGGAUAUGUUCUUUCAGAGGUUGCAAUAAUAGUAGUCGAAACAAGAAUUGCUGCUUCUUUGAGUUUCCCCAAGAUUUCAAUUUGUGCAUUCAAUGGGUAGAAAUAAUAGGUUGUAAGGAGCUUCUCGAGGAUUUUGCAUUUCAAGGACCUGAGCCUUUUCGAGGAAGAUUUAUAUGUUCGGAUCAUUUCACAGAAGAAGAUUUUGUUGAUAAUUGUAAUACAACCUCAGGCUUGAAGAAAGAUGCCGUCCCUUUUUAUUUCAUAUCCAACAGAAAAUCUGAAGAUUCAAUGACUAAAAUUUCUGUCAAAUCUGAACAGUCAGAUGGUGAUUUCUGGGAUGAACAUGGCAUAACCAAUUCUUCUGUAUUUCCAGAUGAUAUUUUGAGUAGUGUUAAAGUUGAAGAUGAAUCUAGUCAUUUCUCGCCAUCAGGUGAUUCUUUUCAAUCGGCAUAUUUCAAUUUGAAAAGAAAAAGUAAGGAAAGAGUAAGAAGGCGUGCCAAUGAAACCCCUGAACAGCUUGCUGAAAGAAGGUUGCAGUGUGCUCAAAGGGCCUAUCUGCGCAGAAAAAUGGAAACACUUCAAGAGAAAGAGACAAGAAGGAAAGCUAAUGCAGAGAGGCAAGCAAAAAAACGUAUGUCGGAAACUCCAGAGCAGAGGGAAAUCCGUCGGGUGAAAGAUGUCCUGAGGUCCAGGCGAAGAAGACAAACUGAGACGGAGGAAGAAACAAGAUUAAGAAGGAUGCAGGAUGCGGCCCGUGCGCAAGCUCGAAGACAGAACGAAAGUGAAGAAGAAAAGAUCAUGAGGAGGAUGAGGGACUUGGAAAGAGUGACGAAAAGAAGGAGAAAUGAGACAGAUGAGGAGAGGAUGGAGCGUUUGCGGAAGAAUCGCGAAUAUAGUGCUAAGAGAAGAUACGAACAAAGAUUAGAGCAAGAAUUGACCCAACCUAGAAACCCGAUGGAUGAUACAUUCUUGACGUUGAGAAAUUUGGAGCAGGAUAUGCCUGGUGUGAAUGGGGGUUUCUUCCAAUCAUUAGCGGCUUUCACUGAUCUACACAGUGAUAAUCAUUUGAACGAUGCUACUUUCAACAAAGUUAAUACCGAACAUAAUAGUAAUACCAGAAUAAUUCCUGGAGUAGCAAACUUGAAUGCUUGUAAUUUGAGUAGUUUGGCUUUUUCUCAUUUCCUUUCAAGUUUAUCACAAGACAGCAAUUCCUUUGAAGGAACCUCAGAGGAGUCCAUGAGAUCAUUAUCGAAUGACUCAUCCUACGAUGUCCCAGUUGUUCGACCAAAUGGUGAAGAACAUCCGCUCAGUGAGAAAACAUGUGAAAUUUCGGCGCAUACUUGAUGAACUGCCUGUUUUCUGCGUCACUCGAUCUCUCCAGACUCUAUACUUAUUCCUAAAAUAAGUUAUAGUUGAAAAAUUGGGGCGCCUGAUGUACAGAUGAAAAAGUUAUAUGUAUAUGUAUAAAUAUUAUAGCUGAUAUUGCCUUUUUGUUAAUUUCUGUAAUGUAAUAAAUUAUUAUAUUUACUAAUUUUAGUGACCUCAGUUGUUGGUACACAGUUGUUACUUAAUAAAAUUUCGUUUUAAC
Molecule: messenger RNA, 1746 nt
Organism: Coccinella septempunctata (seven-spotted ladybird)
Lineage: Eukaryota; Metazoa; Arthropoda; Insecta; Coleoptera; Coccinellidae
Product: stress response protein NST1-like
Exons: 6
Coding region: 147-1502 (451 amino acids)
Molecular function (GO): sequence-specific DNA binding
Source: RefSeq, a predicted model, not a curated record